CGCCGGCGUCUCUCCUCAGUUCACCUGUGCCGCUCUCACUGGGGAUCACCAAUUAAACAGUCUGCGCUGCUUCAGUUUCACGGAAACAACAAAAAGAUGUGGAGGCGACAGCAUGCUCUCCUUCGCCGCAUCUCACCUCUCAACCCUCUGGCCGCGUGGCCUGCUAGCGGGAUCGAAUGCUACUACGCCACCGCGGCGCCUGAGGGCAGGAAGGCAAAGAUGGCGCCUUUGCAGGCAAGGGGCAUGGUGGAUAGGUUCCAUUUGCGUGCCAAGGGUGGUGAUGGCGGCAAUGGCUGCAUCAGUCUUCGGCGCUCCAGAUCAGAUCGCCAGGGCAAGCCUGAUGGAGGUAAUGGAGGAAGAGGUGGCGAUGUCAUUCUUGAGUGUUCAAGGUCUGUCUGGGAUUUCAGUGGUUUGCAGCAUCACAUGAAAGCAAGCCGAGGAGGCCAUGGAGUUUCAAAGAAUCAGAUUGGGACAAGAGGUUCUGACAAGAUUGCUCAGGUACCAGUAGGCACUGUUAUUCAUCUAGUCCAAGGAGAGCAACCUUCUCUUGCUGUAAAUAAGCCAACAAGAGCUCUAGAUCCCUGGGACAUCCCAGAUGCUGUUGAACACUCACCAUUCAGCUCCAGUCAUAUUGGCAGCAAGAUGAUGAAAGGUCUGGACAGCAGCCAAUCCAAUCAACAGAUUUCUUCCAAGAAGAGCUCUGAUGCAAAUGAACGUGAAAGAGGAAACAGAAAUCAUCGUGGAAAGGAAACAUAUUCCAUUACUGAGUUUGUGCACACUGAAGAUUUUGAUGGUAUUAGUUGUACACAACAGGUGGAGACAGAUGAAAAUGAUCAAUCUGAUCAUGAGGAUGAAGAAUUCUGGGAGGAUGAUGAAUUUUGGGAGGAUGAAGACAAAUUGGACAAGGAGGAGGUAGCGGAGGAAAAGAGGGAGGAAGAAGAGGUGCGGUAUAGUGUUGCUGAAAUGACGAAGCCUGGGCAGCAGUUGAUCAUAGCAAGAGGAGGAGAAGGUGGACUAGGGAAUGCUUGUAUUCUCAAGGAGAUGUGGCUGUCCAAAUCACAUAGGCAAGAGGAGAUGGCUAGCUUGAGUACCGGACAGCCAGGAACUGAGACCUAUCUUAUCUUGGAACUGAAGAGCAUUGCUGAUGUUGGGCUCGUUGGUAUGCCUAAUGCUGGAAAGAGCACAUUGCUGACCGCUCUCUCUAGGGCUCGCCCAGAGAUAGCUGACUAUGCAUUCACCACCCUAAGGCCCAAUGUUGGUAGCUUAACCUAUGAGGACUACUUCUCAGUGAAAGUGGCUGAUAUACCCGGUCUGAUCAAAGGCGCCCAUGAAAACCGUGGCCUUGGCCAUGCUUUCUUGAGGCACAUAGAGCGCACAAAAGUUCUGGCUUAUGUACUUGAUCUGGCAGCCACGCUCAAUGGUCGUAAGGGUGUCCCGCCAUGGGAGCAACUGCGGGAUUUGAUCGUGGAGCUAGAGCAUUAUCAAGAAGGCUUGACGAAGCGCCCAUCAUUGAUUGUUGCAAACAAAAUAGAUGAAGAGGGAGCUGAUGCAAUGUAUGAAGAACUGAGGAAGAGAGUGCAGGGUGUUCCAAUGUUUCCAGUAUGUGCUAUCUUGCAAGAGGGAGUACCAGAUCUGAGAGUUGGUCUGAGAGACCUUAUGGAUGCCUCAGAUCCUGAGGGUAUUGAGUUGAGCAAAAUCAUGUUAGAUUAAGUUCAAUGUUAGAAUUUUUCCUUGAGAUGCUGAUACAGCGGGGGAACAGUUUUGGAAAAUUUCCCUCAGCAGUUCAUACAAAUGUGUUUCUUUUAUUUCUACUUGUUACUUAACGUAGGCAGGGCAUGUAAAAUAAACUAGUCAUAAAAUUAGUGCUU
This is a messenger RNA of Oryza brachyantha (malo sina), 1868 nucleotides long. Its product is annotated as probable GTP-binding protein OBGM, mitochondrial. The coding region runs from base 97 to 1710 and encodes 537 amino acids. The record is from RefSeq and is a predicted model, not a curated record. Gene Ontology annotation, cellular component: mitochondrion. The transcript is spliced from 5 exons. Lineage: Eukaryota; Viridiplantae; Streptophyta; Magnoliopsida; Poales; Poaceae. Gene Ontology annotation, molecular function: magnesium ion binding; GTPase activity; GTP binding.